GGGGCACAGGCAACGCACACUCGUCCAGCUAGCCAGUCGGACAGCUAAACGGACACCUGACAAUGUUCCAGGUGAGGAAGUGGGCGGAAGAGCUCGGGCAACUCUCAUCUUACUUAGGCACCACUGAAGAACAGUACGUCAAAGGCUUUUUCGCCACGUUCCAGCAUCUUUUUGUUUUGUAACCUUCACGGUCGAGGAUGCGGGCGUUUUUUGCCUGUGCCUGGUCCCUAAAAUAAAAUGAAAAAUGAAAAAAUGAAAUAAAUUAGUGGGGCACCAGGGCCCAUAGCCACCCAUUCAUCCAUUCGGACAAAAUUUAUUUAAAAAAAAAACUCCAAAUGUCCUGCUAGCGAUGUUUCGCUGUGUGCCGCCGCUAAUAAAAUUAAUUCCCUCUGAAUUUCCAGCUCGCUGUUCUUUCGCUGUGUACCGCCGCUGGUAACAUGUUAUGGUUAUCUAUAUUUCCAGCUCGCUGUUCUCUCGCUGUGUGCCGAUGAUAUCAUGUUAUGGUUAUAUAUAUUUCCAGCUCGCUGUUCUCUCGCUGUGCGGCCGAUGAUAUCAUGUUAUGGUUAUUCAAUAUUUAUAUUUCCAGCUCGCUGUUCUCUCGCUGUGUGCCGCCGAUGAUAUCAUGUAAUGGUUAUUCAAUAUUCAUAUUUCCAGCUGGCUGUUCUCUCGCUGUGUGCGGCCGCUGCGGUUGCCGCCGGCGGUUACGGAAACGCCGAGAGUCACAUCAACGUACAAACGUACAACCCCUGGGGCAGCGCAAAGUACGGAUCACACAUCGUCCACCCGACUUACAGCGGAUACGGCGACGGAUACGGACACGGCGGAUUCGUCGGCGGAUAUGCGCAGACCUACUCGGAGGCGCGCGGAUCCGGUGGAUACGGACACGGCGGAUACGGUGACGAGUACGCCUACGGACACAGCGCCAAGGUCGGACACGGAGCUGGAUACGGACACCAGGCUGGAUACGGCGGAUACGGUCACGGGGCUGGGUACGCCGGAUACGGCUACGGAUCCGGAUAUGGCCGCGGAUAUGGUUAUCACUAAAUGACCGACAAGUCAGUGCUGUCAUUGGAAAAUUGAGUGUCAAUAGCAUCUAUUUUCAGUGGAAAUACAUGUUUAUUCUCGCGAA
Messenger RNA from Amphibalanus amphitrite, 1129 nucleotides. RefSeq names its product keratin-associated protein 19-2-like. Bases 628 to 1044 code for a protein of 138 amino acids. Lineage: Eukaryota; Metazoa; Arthropoda; Thecostraca; Balanomorpha; Balanidae. The transcript is spliced from 3 exons. The record is from RefSeq and is a predicted model, not a curated record.